AUGCAUCCACGGGUUCUUGGAGAUGUUUUACUUGUCUUCGCCCACCCAGAUGACGAAGCCAUGUUCUUUUCCCCAAUGCUUGAAUAUUUGAGGAGCAAUGGUGUGAAGGUGCAUUUUCUUUGCCUUUCAAAUGGAAAUUUUGAAGGGCUUGGUGCCGUUCGCGAAAAAGAACUUCAGCUCAGUGCGGAAUGCUUUGGAGUUCACCGAAACAAUGUCAGAAUUGUCAAUCAUCCGCUCUUACAAGAUGGAAUGAAUACGUUUUGGGAUGUUGAUCUCAUUCGUCACGAGGUUUCCUCCUAUCUCAAAAAAGCAAAAAACGUUCGUACAGUCGUUACUUUUGAUAAAAAGGGAGUAUCAUCACAUCCAAACCACAUAGCAGUGUAUAAUGGUGUUGCCUCAGUAAAGGAGAAUAUGCCUCCUGGAAUUGUGUUUCUAAGUUUACAUACUAGAAAUUUAUUGGGGAAAUAUAGUGGAAUGCUGGCUGCUGUUAGGUAUGUAUUUUUUUCUCCUCUGGAAGAAGAUCAGCGCCGUUUUGUUAUCCUUAUUCCUCCUGCAUCCUUACUUGCGAGUCUUCGUGCAAUGAGAAUGCACAGUACACAACUAGUUUGGUUUCGUUAUCUCUUUAUUCUGUUUUCUUCCUACACUUAUAUCAACGAGAUGGAAGAGCUGAAAGGAACUUAA
Molecule: messenger RNA, 681 nt
Organism: Trypanosoma theileri
Lineage: Eukaryota; Euglenozoa; Kinetoplastea; Trypanosomatida; Trypanosomatidae
Product: N-acetylglucosaminyl-phosphatidylinositol-deacetylase
Exons: 1
Coding region: 1-681 (226 amino acids)
Biological process (GO): GPI anchor biosynthetic process
Cellular component (GO): endoplasmic reticulum
Molecular function (GO): N-acetylglucosaminylphosphatidylinositol deacetylase activity
Source: RefSeq, a predicted model, not a curated record